Acanthoscelides obtectus is the source of this 1804-nucleotide messenger RNA. Lineage: Eukaryota; Metazoa; Arthropoda; Insecta; Coleoptera; Chrysomelidae. The record is from the annotation of a GenBank genome assembly.
GCUGUGGCUGUCUUCUGUCUCGUGUCUGCUGUCAAUGUCAAUCUACUUUUGUUUUUCUCAUCUCUGAAUAUGCUGAAAAACUUAAAAAUUGAAAAGCUUUGUUAAAUAAGUGGUUCAUAUUUAAGCAUGGCGUAUAUUACUGGCCCCGAUGUGGUGAAAUACGCGUGCACGUGCGGUCUUUUGAAACCGAUCACCCAUCUGUAUUUUUGCCGAUACUGCACCCAAAUUCGGUGCAGUUUUUGCGUUUGCCACGAGAUCGAUUCUAAUUUUUGCGGAAAAUGCUCCGAGAACAUUCCUUCGUCCGAGGCCAGGCUCAAGAAAAACCGCUGCGGCAACUGCUAUGUCUGCCCUAGCUGUCAACAGGACCUGUCUACCAGAAUCGCUUCCAAGGGUUCUGCAAAUCCUGAAGAGGCAAAAUCCACACCAAAGAAAAUGUAUUAUUUGCUAUGCCAGUUUUGCAGAUGGAGCUCUAGGGAUGUCGGUAUACCUGAUCAGUCCACCGUGACAGGUGGUUGGCCCAAGAGAGAAAAUGUACAUGCUAAUAGAUUGCAGGAGCUGGUAGAUAGCUAUAAAGCUAUCAUCCUAGCGUCAAAGAAGCACCAACAGGAUAAGGAGAAGAAGAAAAGAGUGAAGUGCCUGAGUUACACUGACAGAACUGGAGUCACAGCUGCAGCUAUCCGAAAACGUUUAGGCUUACCUGCUGAUAUGACACACCCAAUGUUGAAGAAUAGACCUAAGAACCCAGAACCUGCCAAAGCUAAAUCAGAAGUUGAAGAUCUGCCAGAUAGCAUUUUCACGGAACCAUUGAAUUUGGCGGAAAUCAUGUCGAUAGAACAGCGUUUGUUACAACCAGAACAACAGCCUACAACAGUUGAUAAAUUAUUUCCUGUUCAUAAGCAGCUGUCUAUCAAGAGAUCACUUCGAUGCAGAUCCUGCGAGCAUAACGUCAGCAAGCCGGAAUACAAUCCGAACUCGGUGAAAUUCAAAAUCCAACUGUUCGCGUACUACAUAAUCCCCGAGAUACGAAUCGUGACGGUCGAACCUCUGAGGAGCGGCAAAACGUCUGAAUUGAUCGUUAAAUUCACGAAUCCCACUCAACAUCAGACCACAAUCACGUUUUUCGAGCUGGAUCUCGAUGAAGUCGAGUCGGUCGUAACUGAAGAAGUGGCCGAGGUUGCCGAAAGCUUCGAGCAAAGCCUGUACCUACAAGAGAAACAACAGUUAUCUCUACCGUCUCUCGGCUCGUUGAGUCAACCGAGCAGUCUGUUGGCUUCGAGAACGCCUUCGAUCACCGUAAAGCCGAGGCGGAUAAAGGAAGAUCUGAAUUGCAAAAUCGGAAUACCGGAAAGUAGCUUCAUCUUGCUGCCGAGAGAUGACGCUGCCGAGUACGACGAUUCAGGGGAUUCCCAUAACAUCCAAGACGAUCCCAAGUUGGUCAAGUGGCGGAAAUCGAACAAGGCUUUUAUCAGAUUGUACGUUACGCCAAAUGAGGAUCUGCCCUUGAACUCUGAGGUAACCUGUGGAUUUGUCAUGCAACAUAUUUAUACAAACACGAUAACUUCGAAAGUUGAGAACAAGGAACCGCAACAAUAUAAUCACAAAGUGAAAGUGUUCCUUACUCUGGGUAAUUCUGUAGGUUGUGACUAAUUCGCACUAUUUUUCAUAUGCUAUUAUCGUAUGUUUAUCUAUUUAAUAGUUACUCUUUGUUUUAACAUAAACAUAAUAUAAAGUAAGCAUCAUAUAAUUAUUUUGUACUCUGUAUUGUUGCACUAAAAAACUAUAAUAAAAGGAAUUUUGCAUCGUA